AUGCCUUCUGGAAGUGAUGAAGUGAAUCACUUAUCAGCUCUUGAUCAGUUUGUGGCGCCUGGAUUACGGUUAUGGAUGCUAAUUGCUUUGGUUGGAGGAGUUUUGCUGAUUAUGAUUGUUAUCGUAUGCUGUUUCAUGAGAAUCAGAAUUCCUCGUACCAAACGGCAGAUCGACUUGAUCGCAGCGAAAAGAAAAUUAAGGAAAAGCAACAAAACGUCAACUGACGGGAAUGCACAUAAUGAUGAACGUGCUCAAGCCAUAGUAAUGAAUAGUAUGCCAUCGGGAGGCGGGGGUGGAGCGAGCACGAGCAGCUCUCGUCACACUGGAUCACGACUUCAAUCACAAGUUUGA
Messenger RNA from Caenorhabditis remanei, 351 nucleotides. RefSeq lists its product as uncharacterized. Bases 1 to 351 code for a protein of 116 amino acids. The transcript has 3 exons. The record is from RefSeq and is a predicted model, not a curated record. NCBI's taxonomy places the organism in Eukaryota, Metazoa, Nematoda, Chromadorea, Rhabditida, Rhabditidae.